Perognathus longimembris pacificus (Pacific pocket mouse) is the source of this 732-nucleotide messenger RNA. Its product is annotated as immunoglobulin omega chain-like. The coding region runs from base 1 to 732 and encodes 243 amino acids. Gene Ontology annotation, cellular component: MHC class II protein complex. The record is from RefSeq and is a predicted model, not a curated record. Gene Ontology annotation, molecular function: MHC class II protein complex binding. The transcript has 4 exons. Gene Ontology annotation, biological process: peptide antigen assembly with MHC class II protein complex; immunoglobulin production involved in immunoglobulin-mediated immune response; positive regulation of T cell activation. Lineage: Eukaryota; Metazoa; Chordata; Mammalia; Rodentia; Heteromyidae.
AUGUCCUGGACUCCUGUCCUACUCAUUUUAUUGGCCCACUGCACAGGUGGUGAUCCUCCGCUCAUGCUGCAUCAGCUGCCAACUGCCUCUUCUUCCCUUGGCACCACAAUCCACCUCACCUGUGCCCUGAGCAGCGACCAUGACAUCAGUGUUUAUAGCAUCUACUGGUACCAGCAGAGGCCGGGACAUCCACCACGGUUCUUGCUGAGAUACUUCUCACACUCAGACAAGUACCAGGGCCAUCAAACUCCAUCUCGCUUCUCUGGAUACAAAGAUGUGUCUAGCAACCUGGCUUAUCUGAGCAUCUCAGAGCUACAGCCUGAGGAUGAGGCUAUGCAUUAUUGUGCUAUAGGGACUCAGAGCUUGAAAAAACAGAUUGUUUUUGGCAGUGGAACCCAGCUAACUGUCCUAGGUCAGCCCAAGGCUUCCCCCUUGGUCACGCUGUUUCCACCAUCCUCUGAGGAACUACGGGCCAACAAGGCCACCCUGGCCUGUCUGAUGAAUGACUUUUACCCGGGCACUGUGUUGGUGGCUUGGAAGGCAGAUGACAUCCUUGUCACCGAGGGUGUGGAGACCACCCAGCCCUCCAAACAAAGCAACAACAAGUACAUGGCCAGUAGCUACCUGACCCUGACACCUGACAGGUGGAGAUCUGGGAGCAGGUAUACUUGCCAUGUCACGCAUGAAGGGAGCACUGUGGAGAAGAGUGUGUCCCAUGUAGAGUGUUCCUAG